Notothenia coriiceps (black rockcod) is the source of this 2943-nucleotide messenger RNA. RefSeq names its product thyrotropin-releasing hormone-degrading ectoenzyme-like. The transcript has 2 exons. The record is from RefSeq and is a predicted model, not a curated record. NCBI's taxonomy places the organism in Eukaryota, Metazoa, Chordata, Actinopteri, Perciformes, Nototheniidae. The annotation marks the transcript as partial.
CUCAGCUGAACGGUAGCUGAGACUUUCUUCUUCUUCUUCCUCAUCAUCUUCCUCACCUCCUGCUCGGUUAAUGAAGACGUUUCUCCCUCACCGGGAGCAGCAGCUCUCUGCGGGCUUAAAAAGUUGAGGAUGAUCCGGUGAAACCCCGGAGCACCGGAGGGGUUUGAGCCGGUUUUAUACCCGGGAUAUAAUCCACCGGACCCGGUUCAUUACUUUGGAUUUAAUGGAAAGGGACCCGGGUUUAAUGAUGGAGCUCUUAAACGGAUCAGGGAUCUUGACCUGAUCCCGGUAGAGAUUUAACGAGCAUUACAAAAAGAAACAGACCCAGUUUUUUGUUUUUUUUAACGGAUGCCCGGGGUUUGAUCUGUGACGUUUCAAAAUGUUCCCUCUUGUUACGGAUUCCCGGUUGGUUUAACGGAUCAAUAGGCUGCCGGAUUUCUGACAGCCAACUCCAUACCGGAUUUCUUCGUGUUCAAACUGACAUCUGAGGUGUUUUAACGGACAGUCCGGGUGACCAAUUACUAAAGAGACCCUUAGUUUGUUUUAAAUAACGGAUUCCCGGUUCGUUUAACGGACCAAUAACGGAUUUAGUUGUGUCUAUAACGGUUUUUAACGUCAGUUUAACGGAAAGUCUUGGUGACAAUAGAUUCCCAGUGUUUGAUCUGUGACGUUUAAAAAAUGAUGUUGUCUCUUGUAAUGGAUUCCCGGUUGAUUUAACGGAUCAAUACCGGAUUGCUGACAGCCAACUCUUCAUUUGAGCUGGUUUAACGGUUUAACGGUGACUGUUAAUAAAGAGGCCAUUAGUUGUUUGUAUUGGAUUCUCGGUGUUUGAACUGAUCACUUUGUGUUUGAUCUGUCUCUAAAUGUUCCCCUGAUGUUUGCUCUUGGAACGGAUUCCCGGUUGAUUUAACGGAUCAGUACCGGAUUUCUGACGUUUAACAGCCAACUCCUUGGGUUCAAACUAUCGGGUCAUUUUAACGGACAGUCCCGGUGGCACUUGACAAUUCACCCUCGGUAAAUAAGAGCAUACAAAAGCAGGUGUUUUUGAUUUUAACGGGAAAAGGCCCCGGUUGUUCUCAGGACUGAGGUCUCUCUUUAUAAUAAGACCCAAUAAUCACCGGGUUUCCGUUCACCCAGGGACUGGAUAACGUUCACGUUUAAAACCGGAUUGAUUUCGGUAAAGGCUGCAUUGAUUCUUGGAUUUCUACCGGAUAAAAACAGCCUCUUUCCCCCGGUUUCUGCCCCCUCCACCGGAUCGAUAUAUCCCCCGGUAUCAAUCAUUCUGAAUCUAUCUCUCAUCCAUCACGGUCUGUGGGCACCGUUUAGCCCCGGUGGAGUGAACCACCUCCUGCACGGUGAAAUAACCCCCGUGCUGACCGUAAAUCAUCAAUUUACCCUCCUGAGGACCGAGAGGGAGAGUUAUUACCGGGAGGAAGCACCGUUAUCUGCAGAAUAUUAACGGAGAAAGAACAUUAUAACCUGGAGCUGGAGUUUAAACCAUUCAACUGGUUGGUUUCAAUGCAAAUAUACCUGGAAAAUAACCUUUUAAUUCAAUAUUCUUAAAGGGUUUAGCUGAUUCCCAGAGAAGGCCUAUGGAUGAUACGCUCACUGUAUAGCCACAUCCUGAACAACAUACCUCCCCCUCCUCCUCCUCCUCCUGUCCUUCCUCUUCCUCUGCCUCCUGUAGAUCUUGAAAUCGAGCCAUGCAGCAUUGAUUUUUUAUUCUUCCUCUCCUCACCGCAUAACCAACACGCACACGACCAUCUCAUCUUUUCUGGUUUGUCAGUUCUGUUGCCUGAAAUGUAAGACGUGCAGCAGAGACGGUUCUCUGCAGAGAAGCUGAAGGACGUUUUUUUUUGAGAGAGGCAAGGUUCAGAGGUGAAGAUUCUCAGAAACACACCUGCCGGACAGACUGGAGGAUUGACAGACUGAGAGUGGGAAGAUUUGGGACCAUCAGAGGCACGAAAAACGCUGGAUGAAGACAUUAGCAUAAACAUGUUUCUGAUUCGCAACUCGAGGACAUUUCUUUACUGUUUUUGACGAACUGAGAGUGGGAAGAAUUGGGACCUUCAAACACAAAAACAUUUGCUGCAAACAAUCUGGAUAACGACCUUGGUAUUAAUGAAUCUUUUUCUGAUCCACAAUCAGUUUUCUGACCUUUGACCCUGAACAUUUGGUACUAUCAAACACCAAAACGUCUCUGUCAGUCAAAAUCUUCUACAAUCUGGAUAAAGGCCUCCAUAAAAUGGGAUAAAAGUCUUGGCAUUAUUAUAUUUCUUUCCGAGCCAAAACCUGUUUCUAGCCUUCUACGUUGAGGGCAUUCCUUUGUUGUUUUUGAAGUCAUCCGCAAACAAUCUGGAUAAAGACUUGAGCAUAAAUGAAUCUCUUUCUGCUCCAAACCCCAUUUAUUGGAGGCGUGUCUUUGCUGUUGGACUCUUUGUUUUAGCGCUAUGGGGCUAAACGACAGCAGCCCGGGCGCCAUGAGGAACGGCCGCGGCCUCUCGGACCAAUGGGCCGAGACGGUGGUGGUCCGCCCUCGCACAACGGAGCGGCACAUCACGGUGCACAAGCGCCUCGUGUUGGGCUUCGCUCUGAGCAUCCUCACCCUCAUCAUCGUCACGACGGUGGCUGUGGUGCUCAGCGUCCGAUUCGAGGACUGCGGGAGUCGAGAUGUCGCGACGGGCGAAUCGGGAUCUCGAGGGUCCGCCAAACUGAACGGAAGUAAAGGAGAAAGAGGAGAUGAGGAAGGGGUUCAGCCGUGGAAAAACCUGAGGCUGCCGGGAACGCUGAGGCCGCGGCAUUACGACCUGAGGAUCGCCGUCUACAUGGACAACUUCACCUUCUCCGGGGAGGUCAGCAUCGAGCUGGAGUGCAUCAACGCCACGAGGUUCAUCGUGCUGCACAGCGACCGCCUCGAGGUACGUCUGAGUGGAGAAGUGUUUG